This is a messenger RNA of Capsella rubella, 711 nucleotides long. RefSeq names its product ferredoxin. Gene Ontology annotation, molecular function: 2 iron, 2 sulfur cluster binding; electron transfer activity. NCBI's taxonomy places the organism in Eukaryota, Viridiplantae, Streptophyta, Magnoliopsida, Brassicales, Brassicaceae. Bases 53 to 514 code for a protein of 153 amino acids. The transcript has a single exon. Gene Ontology annotation, biological process: electron transport chain. The record is from RefSeq and is a predicted model, not a curated record.
AUAUAGUCAUCACUCUCACUUAACGCAAGAACUCUUUUUGUCUCAGUCUCUCAUGGCGACUCUUCCUCUACCUCAAACUUCUACAAUCUCUCUUCCUAAACCUUAUCUUUCCAAACCCUUUUCGAUCUCACUCCGUAACGCCUCGCUAACAAUAGCAACAAAUCGCCGGAGCUUCCUCACCACCGGGAGGAUCGUGGCUCGGUCAUAUAAAGUGGUGGUGGAGCACGAAGGAAAGACGACUGAAUUGGAGGUUGAACCAGACGAGACGAUUCUAUCGAAGGCUCUUGAAUCGGGCCUUGAUGUCCCCUACGACUGCAAUCUCGGCGUUUGUAUGACUUGUCCGGCUAAGCUUGUGGCUGGAACGGUGGAUCAGAGCGAUGGGAUGUUGAGUGAUGAUGUGGUGGAACGUGGUUAUGCGCUUCUAUGUGCUUCGUAUCCAACUUCUGAUUGUCACAUUAAGAUGAUCCCUGAAGAAGAGCUCUUGUCUCUUCAGCUCGCCACUGCCAACGACUAAUCAUCUUCUUGAUUCAGCUUAAAGAACCAUCUUUUUAGUGUAAUACGUUGUCGUAAUGUAACGUUCGAGACUUGCAAUCUUGAAUUUUGGAACAAGAAAAUGGUUUUUUAUAUACAUUCCGAUUUGGAUCGAUGAGCGAAGAUAAAGUGAUGUACAUUGUAUGAGACAUAACAUAAUCCAUAAUACUAGUUUUGCCU